This is a messenger RNA of Pseudocercospora fijiensis CIRAD86, 408 nucleotides long. RefSeq lists its product as uncharacterized. The annotation marks the transcript as partial. Lineage: Eukaryota; Fungi; Ascomycota; Dothideomycetes; Mycosphaerellales; Mycosphaerellaceae. The transcript has a single exon. The record is from RefSeq and is a predicted model, not a curated record. Gene Ontology annotation, molecular function: metal ion binding; RNA binding.
CGCCCCAUCUGUAAUGACUACCGCCAGUCAAACGGCCAGCAAUGUCCUCGAGGACCACACUGCCCGGACAGACAUUACGUCCCACCUUCAGAACGCUCAGGAAUCGGCCAUCUAAUCUGCAAACACUACCAACGCGGCCUGUGUAAGAAAGGCGAUACCUGCGAGUUCGCCCACACCUUCAACUUGCGCGACGAGAAGGAAUGCAAAGAAUUCUCACGAUACGGCAUCUGCUCUCAAGGCGACGACUGCACAUCCCUCCACAUCCCACCCACCUCAGAGCUCCGUCGACCAGCAUGCUCACAUUACGCGCGAGGCUUCUGUCCCCUCGGACCCUACUGCAAUCAAAGACAUGUCAAGCAUCAAAAGCUGUGUCCCUUCUACAUGGCGGGUUUCUGUCCGAACGGCCGC